UCCUCCUCACCCGCAGCGGCCCGUACCCUUCCCAAGGAGAGGCGGCGGCAGCGGCGGCGGAGGUGGCGGCGGCCGUAUGCGGGAGAGAGAAAGAGCUCAGCUCGCAUGGCCAUCGCGGUGAGGUCGGCUGCGGCGGUGGCGAGGCACUCCCUGCGCCCUCCGCUGGCCGCGCCCGGCAGCAUCCGCGGCGCCUCGCUCCUGCCGCCGCAGCGCGCUCGCGGCGUGGGCCCGUGUCGCGCCCGCGCUCGCGCGGCGAGCUCCUCCGCGACUGGAGGUGGCGGGCACCUUCCUCCGCUGUUCAGCGUGGCGCCGAUGAUGGACUGGACGGACAACCACUACCGGACGCUCGCGCGGCUGAUCUCGAAGCACGCGUGGCUCUACACGGAGAUGGUGGUCGCGGAGACCAUCGUGCAUCAGAAAGAUAACUUGGAUAGAUUUUUAGCGUUUCCUGCUGAACAGCAUCCUAUUGUGUUGCAAAUUGGUGGAAGUAAUCUGGAUAACUUAGCGAAGGCAACUGAACUGGCAAAUGCUUAUUCGUACGAUGAGAUCAACCUAAACUGUGGCUGCCCCAGUGGCAAAGUUGCUGGUCAUGGUUGCUUCGGUGCUCGCUUAAUGUUUGAUCCAGAGUUUGUAGGGGAUGCUAUGUCAGCUAUUGCUGCCAAUUGUAAUGUCCCAGUCAGCGUUAAGUGCAGAAUUGGUGUUGAUGAUCGUGACUCCUACGAAGAACUUUGUGAAUUUGUAGAUAAGGUUGUUUCAAAAUCACCAACUAGGCAUUUCAUUAUUCAUGCCCGGAAGGCAUUGCUAAGUGGCCUCAGUCCUGCAGAAAAUCGGAACGUUCCUCCUUUAAAAUAUGAAUACUACUUUGCUUUAUUGCGGGACUUCCCAGAUGUGCAGUUUACUCUAAAUGGAGGUAUAACUACUAUUGAUCAAGUCACUGCAUCCAUAAGACAAGGUGCACAUCGAGUUAUGGUUGGCCGGGCUGCAUAUAAUAAUCCAUGGAACAUGCUGGGGCAUGUGGACAGUGAAGUCUAUGGGAUGCCGACAAGACGCUCUUCUCGUCGCCAGAUCCUUGAGAGCUACCAGGUUUAUGGUGAUUCAAUAAUGGGCCAAUAUGGCCCCAGCAGACCAAACGUGAGACAACUUGUCAAGCCAUUGUUAAAUUUAUUCCACUCGGAACCUGGCAAUGGCCUUUGGAAACGCAAGGCUGACUCUACACUGCGUCAUUGCAAGACACUUGAAUCCUUCUUAGAGGAGACUCUUGACGCGAUACCAAACUCUGUCCUUGACGCACCAAUAGGUAAGGAGGCAUACAUCGAGGAGGGACAUUUUGCUGAUAUGGAUUCAUUAUUGCCGCCUAGAUAUUCAUCACUGACCAACGGUAGCUGUGAAAUUCCAGCACUUGUAACUGCAUCCACCUGACCACCAUAUUUUCCGUGGAGAUGCUAAAAUUUACUGAAAAAAAAAGAUAAGCCUGCAAGAUUACUGUUAUAAUACAGACCCCUCCUGGGUUAGAUUAGAUACGCGGGAACACUAUUGAUUGUAAGUUGAAACAAACAUCAUGAAAUGUGUAUAUAUUCUUUGGGAGGAAGGAUAUGUCAUCGUUCCACUGUAGCUUCGAUCAGGAACCCAAUUAUGUCUUAUGUCUUUUUCAACGUAAUUGCAGAAGAAAAUGUAUUCCCUGCUUAGUUUCAGCCAGGAAGGCAUGAACUGGCCUCGAACCAGGUCCAGUCACUUCAAGCUACUCUUUUAGAAUUUAAAUUUUGGCAUAAAAUUUAAAUUCCCGAGCAGAGAGAGAAUGCUAUAUUUCA
This is a messenger RNA of Oryza sativa Japonica Group (Japanese rice), 1808 nucleotides long. RefSeq lists its product as uncharacterized. Gene Ontology annotation, molecular function: flavin adenine dinucleotide binding; tRNA dihydrouridine synthase activity. NCBI's taxonomy places the organism in Eukaryota, Viridiplantae, Streptophyta, Magnoliopsida, Poales, Poaceae. Gene Ontology annotation, biological process: tRNA dihydrouridine synthesis. The record is from RefSeq and is a predicted model, not a curated record.